Neurospora crassa OR74A is the source of this 472-nucleotide messenger RNA. RefSeq lists its product as hypothetical. NCBI's taxonomy places the organism in Eukaryota, Fungi, Ascomycota, Sordariomycetes, Sordariales, Sordariaceae. The transcript has a single exon. Bases 51 to 383 code for a protein of 110 amino acids. The record is from RefSeq and is a predicted model, not a curated record.
GCAUCUUGACAACCUCGAGGCUUUAUUACGACCCGGACGGAGACGCAGACAUGGACGAAAACGACCGCGAACCGUCUAUUUCUGGUCCUGGACUGAAGGUCACGAGCAAAUUGGAUGAUCUGCUUGGAUUUCCACUCGAAGUCUCUGCUGUACAGUUCUUUCAGUUUUGGUGGCUUUUGACGAUGAAACGACUAGCGAGAUGUCCCAUUGACGAAUGGACAAUGGGGCAGGAAGAGGUGCGCCAAGAUGGACCUCAACCUACUAGAGGUGUUCUGACAGAUUUUCGGAACUUUUGGCGUUUCCUCGUUCAUAAGCUACUACAAAGGUACCUCAGCGGAAAUAUAUGGAGACUGUCAAGGCUUAAGAAGGGGGUACAGGGCUAGUUCCAAAUCUUAGAAAGGAAGAGAGCGGCGAUAGAAACCUAAUAACCACUAGCUUACUUAAUUAGUGAAGAGUCUGGUUAUGUCCAUAA